Molecule: messenger RNA, 904 nt
Organism: Jatropha curcas
Lineage: Eukaryota; Viridiplantae; Streptophyta; Magnoliopsida; Malpighiales; Euphorbiaceae
Product: SNARE-like superfamily protein
Biological process (GO): intracellular protein transport; retrograde vesicle-mediated transport, Golgi to endoplasmic reticulum; intra-Golgi vesicle-mediated transport
Cellular component (GO): COPI vesicle coat
Source: RefSeq, a predicted model, not a curated record
UUGGUCGAGUUAUUCCGGUUUCACUUGGUGCCAGAAAAUAUAACAGAACGGAAAGGAAAGGAAAAGACAGGAAAAUUUAAAGGAAGAGAAGAAAUCCAGAAACAUGAUACUUGCUGUAUUGUUUGCUAAUGUUGAAGGCAACAUCCUAAUUGAACGGUUUAGUGGAGUGCCAGCUGAGGAACGGCUGCACUGGAGAUCUUUCUUAGUUAAGCUGGGUGCUGAUAAUCUUAAAGGUGUAAAAAAUGAAGAGCUUCUCGUUGCUUCCCACAAGUCAGUUUAUAUUGUGUACACAGUGCUUGGGGAUGUCAGCAUUUUUGUUGUAGGCAAGGAUGAGUAUGAUGAACUUGCCUUGGCAGAAGUCAUCUUUGCUAUCACUUCAGCAGUGAAGGAUGUAUGUGGGAAGCCUCCAACUGAGCGUCUUUUCCUUGACAAGUAUGGAAAGAUAUGUCUAUGCCUCGAUGAAAUUGUUUGGAAGGGAUUGCUGGAGAAUACGGAUAAAGAUAGGAUUAGAAGACUGAUGAGGCUAAAACCUCCAACAGAGUUCUGAGUCCAAAGACUGUUUGCGGUAACCAGCCAAAUGGAGAAGAUGGGAUAGUUUUUUUGCAUCACAUGGAUGACUCUGGAUUUUUAUUGCCUCCAAAUAAUCACCUUUUGUAUUUUCUUUUGCACUCGGGCAGAAGCUGUUGCAUCCUGCUUUUAUAUCCUUGCUGAUGACAAGUUUGAAUAUCAAUAUAUUUACAUUGAUGGAAUGCUAUGAAACUGUUAAGAAAUAUUGAAAUUAGACUUUACUGUUCUAGUAUGGUGACAUCUGAAAAUUUCUGUAGAUUGAUUGGAUGUAUAGAAUCCCAAGUUCUCUGAUGACUCGAUUCAGCCUUCAAUGGGACCUUUUGUUUCUUGUUUGCCU